Molecule: messenger RNA, 528 nt
Organism: Gongylonema pulchrum
Lineage: Eukaryota; Metazoa; Nematoda; Chromadorea; Rhabditida; Gongylonematidae
Source: the annotation of a GenBank genome assembly
AUGGAUAAUUUGGAUAGUUUUUCACAAAGGCUGAAAAAACAUCGUAGGGUCAAUGGGUUGACCCAGGCGGAUGUAUGCAACGAACUGAAGACACUGUAUGGUGUGGAUGUUUCACAGACAACUCUGUCGCGUUUCGAGUCGAACGAGUUGUCAUAUACGAAUAUGCUCAAACUCUGGGAGCCUUUAAAAAAAUGGUUGUAUGACACGGAAUCUGCGGUGGAUCUCUGCACACAGCAUCCAUCUGCGACAUCUGAUGAAGAGCUUCCCACUGCUAGUGUUGCCGGUGAAAACACGUCACUGACAUAUUUCACAAACGCGCCAAAACGCCGAAGACGGACAAAUUUGGCACUGUAUCGCAAUAAACUUGAGAGCUAUUUCAACGCGGAUCCUCAUCCAACUGAUGAAUUAAUUAAUAAAAUUGCAGCAUCUAUUGGUUUAGAAAUAUGUGUAACUUUUCUUUCUUGUAGUUCGAGUGUGGUUCAGCAAUCGCCGUCAAAAGCUCCGAAACGAAGCGGCAAAGCAGUGUAA